UAGUUUGCAUAUUUUCCUCAGUUAAAAGGAAUAAUUAGGUCUACAUCUUUCUAAAAAUUCUAUUUAGGUCAUUAAUACACUGGCCCAUCAACUUGUAUUGUCAUUGUAACUUGGACGACAACAGCAUCGUGACUCACUGGCAGAAGGGUUUCUGUGUCCCAGCAUCGUUGCCAUUCCUUAAACUGGGCAGGCUGCUUUUCUUGAGCGCAUGUGUCAGCGCUGCCUGAGGGACUGAUAAGCAAACAGGAACUUGUCGUGCGGUGACUUUAUGCCUGGGUAAACGAAAGAGGACUGGCGGGGACCACGGGUUGAAUCUGUUUUGUUUUUAUUUUCAGAGGACUCCACAUGGAACCCACCAAUCUACAGAAAGCUAUUGCAGUAGCACAGAAGGCCUCAGAGGAAGACCAGGCUGGGAACUAUGAGGAGGCCAUCCGCUCCUAUCAACAUGCUGUCAAGUACUUUCUGCACAUUUUAAAACGUGAGCCCCAAGGAAAAGAUGGCAACCAGAAGAUCAGAGAUAAAUGUAAACAGUACCUGGACAGAGUCGAAGAACUACAGCAGUACCAAGUGAAUAAAGAGAAAGCCAUUGAUCUCGCCAGCAAGGCGGCUCAGGAGGAUAAAGCUCAGAAAUACGAGGAGGCUCUGCGUCUUUACCAGGCUGCUGUUCAGUACUUCCUCCAUGUGGUGAAAUAUGAAGCCCAGAGUGGCAAAGCUAAAGAAAGCAUCCGGGCAAAAUGUGCUGAAUACUUGGACAGAGCAGAGAAGUUGAAGGAAUAUCUAAAGAAGAAAGAAAAUGCUCCUCCCGCCAAGCCUGUGAAAGAGUCGGGAUCUGAUGACAAAGGGAAUGACAGUGAUGAUGGUGAUGAUCCAGAGAAAAAGAAGUUCCAAAAUCAACUCUCAGGUGCAAUUGUUAUGGAGAAACCAAACAUCAAAUGGAAUGAUGUUGCUGGUUUAGAGGGCGCCAAGGAGGCACUGAAAGAAGCUGUCAUUCUUCCAAUCAAAUUCCCUCACCUUUUCACAGGAAAGAGAACUCCGUGGAGAGGGAUCUUGCUCUUUGGACCUCCAGGUACAGGAAAGUCCUACCUGGCUAAAGCUGUUGCCACAGAGGCAAACAACUCCACUUUCUUCUCCAUCUCCUCAUCUGAUCUUGUCUCCAAGUGGCUGGGAGAGAGUGAAAAGUUGGUGAAGAAUCUUUUUAGCCUUGCAAGGGAGAACAAGCCUUCUAUCAUCUUCAUUGAUGAAAUUGACUCUCUGUGUGGCUCAAGAAGUGAGAAUGAGAGUGAGGCUGCUCGCCGUAUUAAGACAGAGUUCCUGGUCCAGAUGCAGGGUGUGGGGAUUGACAAUGACGGAGUGCUGGUACUCGGGGCAACAAACAUCCCAUGGACCCUAGACUCUGCCAUCAGAAGAAGGUUUGAGAAGAGGAUCUACAUCCCGCUGCCUGAGGAGCAUGCACGCUCCUUCAUGUUCAAGCUCCAUCUGGGCUCAACCCCCAACAGUCUCACCGAAAGUGACUUUGUCACUCUGGGCAAGAAGACAACUGGAUACUCGGGAGCAGAUAUCAGUAUCAUUGUCAGAGAUGCUCUAAUGCAGCCUGUCCGAAAGGUCCAGUCAGCAACCCACUUCAAACGGGUACGAGGUGCAUCAAGAACUGACGCCAACAUGGUUGUAGAUGACCUUUUGACUCCUUGCUCUCCUGGCGAUCCCAAUGCAAUUGAAAUGACAUGGAUGGAUGUCCCCGGGGAGAAACUACUGGAACCUGUAGUAUGCAUGUCUGACAUGCUGAGGUCUCAGACCAACACAAAGCCUACAGUCAAUGAACAAGAUCUGGAGAAGCUCAAAAAAUUCACAGAGGACUUUGGACAGGAAGGCUAGGUGGGAUGAUUGGCCCAAGCCAAACCAAAGCAAAGAAAUUGUGAUUGUCUUUCUGUCCUGUCCUUGUCCCUUUUUUCUCUAUAUGUCUGUCUCAUCAUAACCAUUCACCAGGUUUCAUGGAUUAUCACAAGUGGACCAGAUUGCUGCACGGUUUUGCCAAUUUGAUAACCACCCAAAGGGUGGAAGGACCUAGUUUUAUUUGUUAUCAAACAUAGUCCAAAGAACAUUUAAGCCUUCCAAUCUGCAGCUGACCUGGUAAAAGAAUCAAUACAACAUAAAGAAUUUAGAGGGUUGUUUGACCUAUGCACUAAAGACUAAAGGGAUUGUUGAGCAGAAACCCCAAGCAACUUAAACCAAUGGCAUACAUAAACAGGUAUUACAAAUACUGCUAUUGAAAUCAAGCUGAUUUAUUUUAAGUUGGGGAUGAGCUUAUGUCCUUAUUCCAGUCAGAAUGCAUCUCACUAGACCAAUAAAUUCCCCUCAUGUAGUCUCUAUUUUAUAUUUAGAAUAACAAGCAUUUUAUAGUGUAUACUGUACUUUGUGGAAUGUAUAAAUCUUGGGCUGACGGAGUAAAGCAGGGCAUGAGUUCAUAAAAUUUGUUGUGGUGAAAUAUGUCUUUUUUUUUUUUAAACGGAUACUCAGGAUGAGAGCUGCAUUCGGGCCUGUGGAAAUUUUGGGUUUAUCCAUUUUUUCUUAAAAAGGACAGUUGUAUUUGUUUACGUCUUCAUCUUUUGAAUUACGGCUAUAAGGGUGGAUCACCAAUGGUGCCAGACCAGCAUUAUUUAACAAUUUUUAAGGAUUCAGUAGUUUUGAAUUGCUUUGUCACUCAGCUCAUGGGUUUUUUUUCACAACCUACUGUUUAUAUUUUCCAUUACUUUUCACAGGCUUUGCUGGUUAUCAUUAUGUAAACUGCAAAAAAACUAAGCCUUAUGUUAAAAUAAAGUCACAUUAUGAAUUUUGAUAAAACAACACAAAGUUGGACACUGAUUCAGGUGGAGAGAUCAUCUUCUUGUAUCCUUAACAAUAUAGAAAUGCAUCUCCAAGCAUGAACUAAAUGUAGCCAUGAACAGCAGUGUGCACCAUGUGCCUUCUCGAAAAGCUGCAAGAUUAUUAUUAUUUUUUUAUUGGUUUAUUUCUAAAUGGGUCAUACUGCUUAUAUAUCCCGUGCUUUGUCACUACAACUAAGAAAUGUAUAAUACUUGCACAUUUCAUGUAAGCUCUUUUAGAGAUUGUAUACAAAUGUGCUCUUUUGCUCCUAAGGUGUGCAAACUUAUUUCUUUUGAGUUUUGAUGGGAACAUCUUUUUAUUUUACUGUAAAUGUCUAUACAUAUAGCCAAUUCCUGAGCCUUUUCUUUGUGAAGAGGUUACACAUGCAUAACAUUUUCUGUUUUUUGUUUGUUUUGUUUCCAUUAUGUAAAUAAACGUUAUAGCUACUUCAAUAAAA
This is a messenger RNA of Centropristis striata (black sea bass), 3316 nucleotides long. It is a transcript of the gene vps4b, whose product is annotated as vacuolar protein sorting 4 homolog B. The record is from RefSeq and is a predicted model, not a curated record. NCBI's taxonomy places the organism in Eukaryota, Metazoa, Chordata, Actinopteri, Perciformes, Serranidae. Gene Ontology annotation, biological process: endosomal transport; vacuole organization. The coding region runs from base 346 to 1872 and encodes 508 amino acids. Gene Ontology annotation, molecular function: ATP binding; ATP hydrolysis activity. The transcript is spliced from 13 exons.